This is a messenger RNA of Hordeum vulgare subsp. vulgare (domesticated barley), 1239 nucleotides long. RefSeq names its product oxysterol-binding protein-related protein 1C-like. Bases 1 to 1239 code for a protein of 412 amino acids. Gene Ontology annotation, molecular function: sterol binding. NCBI's taxonomy places the organism in Eukaryota, Viridiplantae, Streptophyta, Magnoliopsida, Poales, Poaceae. The transcript has 6 exons. The record is from RefSeq and is a predicted model, not a curated record. Gene Ontology annotation, cellular component: intracellular membrane-bounded organelle; cytosol; membrane.
AUGGGCAAUGCCGGGAGCGCGACCGCGCCGGAGCAGGCGAAGAAGCUGGAGGAGGCAGACGCCGGGGGCGAGGGCGGGGCCCCGCCGUCCACCGUGCGGUUCUUCCCCGCCGCCGCGCAGCACACGGCCAGGCAGCCGCCGCCGAUUAAGCUGGAGGAGGAGGACCUGCCGCCGCCGCCGGCCACCGUCGGCGAGGGCGUGGAGGAGGACAUGGCCGCACCCCGCAACCUCUGGCAGCAAAUUGAUCCUUCUAUGAAGUCUGUUGGAAUUAAUUAUCCGUAUGUGAGAAGGCGUAAGAAGCUGCCACAUCCAGUUGAGAAAGAGAAGGGUGUAAGUUUGUGGUCAAUGAUCAAGGACAAUAUAGGAAAGGAUCUUACCAAAGUCUGUCUGCCUGUUUACUUCAAUGAACCUCUUUCAUCAUUACAAAAAUGUUUCGUGGAUCUUGAGUAUUCCUACCUUAUUGAUCGUGCAUAUGAAUGGGGCAAAAGGGGGGAUAGUCUGAUGAGGAUUCUAAGCGUUGCAGCAUUUGCUGUUUCUGGUUAUGCCUCUACGGAUGGAAGGAGUUGUAAGCCCUUCAACCCCCUUCUUGGGGAGACCUAUGAAGGAGAUUAUCCAGACAAAGGUCUUCGUUUUUUCUCAGAAAAGGUCAUUCAUCAUCCAAUGGUUGUUGCAUGCCAUUGUGAGGGAAAUGGCUGGAGAUUUUGGGCAGAUAGCAACCUAAAGAGCAAGUUCUGGGGGUGCUCCAUUCAACUUGAUCCUGUUGGUGUGUUAACACUGGAGUUUGAUGAUGGCGAAGUUUUCCAGUGGAGCAAGGUAUUAUUACCUAUGACCACUUCCAUUUACAAUAUCAUAUUGGGUAAACUGUAUUGUGAUCACUAUGGUACUAUGCGCAUUCAAGGUAAUCGUGAAUAUUCAUGUAAGCUGAAGUUCAAGGAGCAGUCAAUUAUUGAUCGCAACCCUCAUCAGGUCCAAGGUGUUAUUCAGGACCGAAGUGGUCGAACUGUUGCUACACUCUUUGGUAAAUGGGAUGAAAGCAUGCACUACGUGAUGGUUGAUUGCUUUGGAAAAGGCAAGGGAUCUGAGAAUUUUUCAGAGGCCCAUUUGUUGUGGAAAAGGAGUAAACCACCAAAGUUUCCCACUCGAUACAAUUUCACUAGCUUUGCGAUCACAUUAAAUGAGCUUACCCCUGGAUUGAAGGUGAGGGUGUUAGCUCUUGGUGCAUAUGUACAGAUGUUGUGA